UAUUUCUUCGCGCAUGCGUGUUGUUGAUGACGCGCUAGCUGCUGUUAGCCAAGUAGAUUGGUUGAUUUCCUGCUUCUAACUGCCUGACUUUGAGUCAGUUUAUUAGUCUGCAGUUCAAACCCUUCGUUACUCCACCAUGCUUCAGUUCCUGGCUGGCUUUACCUUGGGGAAUGUCGUGGGGAUGUAUCUGGCUCAGAACUACGAGGUUCCAAACAUAGCCAAGAAAAUUGAAGCCUUUAAGAAAGAUGUGGAGGCCAAGAAGAAGCCCCCAGAUUGAGCAGAGCGAGACCAUGUCGCAAGAACAGAUGCACUCUGUAAAGAAACUAUUUAUUGUACAGGGACAUGGGACAAUGAGUGUACAUUUGAUACAAAUGACUUUGUGAAACAUGAGAAUAUUAACAGUGCCUGGAACCAUAUGUUUUAGUUUUUAUAGGUAGGUUCUCACAGGGCCUAUUUUUAUAAGAUAAAUUGUGCAAAGACUGGAUUCAAAGAAUAUAACGAAUGGCUAAUGGGGAUCACUUUAAGUCCAGUAUCAUGGCACUGUUGGCUGGUCUCUUCCAGGAAGCACUGUGCCGUUUUAAUUUGCACAUUACUUUCAGAUUAUCAACAUUAGGUGAACAUCAAUAGAGCUUCUCUGUUGUCUUCCACAAAGUUUCAAGAUUUCUUUCACACGUUUCAAGUCUAUAACUGCCAACUUUUGACAAGUGUAAACACAACUCUGGAUCAUCCAGCUUACAAUAAAGUUGCUGUCUAUGAAUUUUAAA
Messenger RNA from Cyclopterus lumpus (lumpfish), 764 nucleotides. RefSeq names its product short transmembrane mitochondrial protein 1 (gene stmp1). Bases 137 to 277 code for a protein of 46 amino acids. NCBI's taxonomy places the organism in Eukaryota, Metazoa, Chordata, Actinopteri, Perciformes, Cyclopteridae. The record is from RefSeq and is a predicted model, not a curated record. The transcript has 3 exons.